AUGUGGAAGUCAUCGGCAUACGACCUUGACGAAGUUGAUGAUCAUGAGUGCUCGGAUGGAGUUGAAACUUACGAUGCUUGGUAUGAUGAUGGUGACACAUACUCGUAUGAUGAGUGGCAGCAACACUCGAGUGGUUGCAGCGCUGGACAUGGUGUCCGGAUGAUCAGGUGUGCUCUGGAUGAUGGCCAUGAUGAGUGCCGGUCAUCAAACCUGAGCCUCGAGGACCAGUAUGACUGUCUUGAGGCUGUGAAUGAGAUGUGUUUGGGCCGAGGCCCACAGGCCAGAGCCGUUACGCAUGAUGAAGUGGACAUUAUCCUCGACUCAGGUGCCGAUGUUUCGGCCCUUCCACUUCGUUUCUCGAGUGUUGGAGUGAGAGAUGACGCUGCAAGCAACAUGCGCUACUCAGAUGCCCAGGGAAACCCGCUGCGUGUGCGGGAGUUUCGCAUAGCUGAGGUGAGGAUCGGACCUUGCCGAUUCUAUGAGCGCUUUGCCCUGUCAAAUGUCACGCAUCCGCUGAUCUGUUUGGGCAAGCUGUAUCGUGCCGGCUGGUUUGUGCGGCCUGAGAAUAAUGUGCUGAAGCUGAGCAACGAUGCUCAAUCGGUUCCAAUCGGCUAUCGUCACCAGUCUUUCUGUGCCCAAGGAACGAUUCGCAUGUUGAGCCGUGCUGAGGUUGACCAUGUCAUGAGCCCGCCGAGAGCUCGAGUGUCCCAGAGCAGUUCAACGCAGUCAGGUCCAGUGUCCCAUAGCAGUUCGACGCAGUCAGGUCCAGUGUCCCAGAGCAGUUCAACGCAGUCAGGUCCAGUGUCCCAGAGCAGUUCGACGCAGUCAGGUUCAGUGUCCCAAGCCGAUGGUGCCAGGUCAGGUCCAGGUGCAGGAAGUGUGUCCGUUCAGCCAGGUUCGUCACCAUUGCAGGUUCGUGCGAUCGAGGUCACGCUCGGUACCAAGCUUGCAGGUUUGGAGCGCAACCGUGGAUGGGUUAAGAUUGCACCUUCAUGCUAUGUGUUGCAUUCUAGUUCUGCGCACCAUGUCAACACAACACUCGGUCCGUUUGAUGAGUUGCUUUGGAGACGUACCACCCUGUGCCGCAGAUCAGAUCGCUGGUAUCUUGAAGAGUACGGUGAGGAUGUCAGUGCACUUGCAGGUGAAGGCCAGUUGGAAAAACUUUUUGACGCAGGUGAGCCGGUUCAGUCAUGCCUCACGUUUGCGUGCAACAAGGCUGACAUGUCACCUGAGGAGCUUGGCUUUGCGUAUUCAGGGGACAACUAUGGAGUCGUGUUGCCGGCUCCUGCACCAGCUUCUGCAUCCCCAGCCGGGGAUGAUGGCAUGGAGCUAUCGCCUCCUGAGGCGCCCGUUGCGCCGCCUGCACAAGCCGUUCAAAAUGCAGAUGAGCAGCCCCCGGAGAAUCCUGAGGGUCAGUUGCCAGCUGACACUGUUGUCAUUGAGGGAGUUCGAGUGACAAGUGAGUCGUCAGCCACAGUUCUCAGGGCUGCCUGCACUAGUUUAGGCUUGAGCAAGGCAGGAAAUCGCCGUCAGUUGUGGCGCCGCCUAACGAACCACAUCAACUCCCAGCAGCUGUUAGUUGACAAACAUGUGGAGGCGAAUUUGGCGAGUUCAAGGGCUCGAUAUCCUUCUGCGCCCGCUGUUGCAGCCGAGCCUGAUGAGGCUACCAAGGCGCGUCACCGGUUGACGCAUGAGCCGUAUGAACCUUGGUGCGAAAUCUGCAUUAAGCACCGGGCUAGGCAGGAUGCACAUGCCACCUCGGUUCCGCACACCUCUUCAGAGAAUGCUGUUAUUUCAUUUGAUUAUGGGUUCUUGUCACGGAAGGGCCAGAGUCUCUUGAGCACAAAGCCUGAGGUUGGUGAUGAGAGUUUGACAGUGCUGUUUUGUGUAGACCGUGCCAGCAAAGCAGUGUUUGCCAUUCCUACGCAAAGCAAAGCCGGUGCCGCCACUUCAUUUCUGGUGACUGAAGCAGCUCGCUUCAUCUGUUGGCUGGGCCACUCGAAUGUCAAGCUGAAGUCUGACAAUGAAAGGCCCAUUCUUCAUGUCAUGCAUCACUUGCAGCGUGCACUGAGGAGCCUGAACAUUGGAGUUACUUUUGAAACGAGCCCUGUCGGUUCGCAUGAGUCGAACGGCGAGGUUGAGCAAGCUUUGCAGCGAGUUCGGCAGCAUGCGUGCGUGUUGAUUUCUCAGCUCGAGGAAGGUGCAGGCAUGACAAAAGAAGUGAUCAAGGUCGGUCACCCACUCUUCCAGGGGUCGGUGUUGCACGCGUGUUGGCUCUUGAAUCGGUUCCGGGUUCAGCAGAAUGAAACUGCAUUUGAGCGAGUGCGCUCAUCGAGCUAUGAGGGCCUCUGCUCAGUGGAUCUUAAGGGCGUCUGGCUUGGAAAGACAUCCAGAAAUGAUGUGAACAUCAUAGGCACGCCCGCAGGGAUCUAUGUCACAAGAUCCGUUCGUCGCCUUGCAAAUCCAUGGGACCUUGACUUGGCCGUGUCAGUUGAAACGUGCGUUUGGGAGCAUGGCCUUGCGUCACUUGGUUCGCAGCUUGUUCUGGCAAAGCGUGUUGCUCCACCAGCACCCGUUCCAGUUCCAGUCCCGGCGGAGGUUUCAAGUGGGCCCGUUGUCGCCCCAGGCGAAAAUGGUGUUGAGUUGGCAGAGGAUGUGGCUGCUAGCCCACAUGAUGUGGCGGGGUCAGACCCCAGCAGCAGCAACAGCAGUUCGCGUCGGUCGAGUGAUGUUGCAAUGUCGGCCAAUGAUUCGUUCAUGUCAGUCGCGGAUGAAGCUGGAGGUGUUGGCUUCUCGAUCCGUGCCGUGCACCAGUAUGGCCAUGAGGAUGAAUCACCUGAGCUGUGCUUUGAGUCUGAGCUCGUUGAAGGAUUUGAGGAUGACGAUCUUCAGGACGAAGAUUGGGAAGAGCCGGAGGAGGUUGAUUUGUCAGAAUAUGAGAAGCAGCUGAUGUUUCCUCGUGAUGGGGAUGAUCCUCCAUCCAUGCCCCAGGACAGGCUUGAUGCGAUUGACUUGGUUGCCGAGUUUGUUGAGGUCGAGCGUUUGAAGAAGAUUGGAGUCCUGCUUGAUCCGAGUACCCUCUCCGGACACAGCCCUGGGGAAGUGAAGCACUUGACAACGCGCAUGGUCAAGGACUGGCGUGAGAAGGUGCAUCAAGGAAAGCCAAUCUGGCUUCGACGUGCAAGGUAUGUGGCUCGUGAGUUCGCUUGGCUGUGCGAGCGCUCGGACACUUUUGCCCCAGCUUCCUCAUGUCUUCUGAACCGCUUGCUUCCGAUCCUCUAUGCCACCAGCACCGAGCCUGACAAGUGUUUGGUUGCAGUUGAUAUAUCAGACGCAUUCUUGACCGUCGACCAGUCGGUUCCGACGGAGGUGGUGUAUCGGCCCACAGGUGGAGGUCCUGAGGUCAAAUUUGCUUUAGGCAAGCUCCUGCCGGGGCAGCGUGAUGGAUCUGAGAAGUGGUAUAGUGCUUUUCUUGACCGCUUGAGCUCAAGUUUGGAUGUGGAGGCCUGUGAAGCGUACCCCACGCUCUUGAGGACCAAGGCUUUGGAGAGCGUAAUGCAGCUUCAUGUGGAUGACAUGUUGUCUUUCACUACAUUGAGGUAUGCCACUGAGAAGCUCAGGCCCGCAUUGCUUGCGAAGUAUAAGAUCAAGUUUGAGGUACUGCAGAAAGCGGGUGAUGUUCUGUGGUUUUUGAAACGCAAGCUUCGGUUGGUUGCUGAGGGCCAGUUGCUGAUUAGCCCGCACCCGAAGUACCUCGAGAGGCUCCAGAGGCUUCUCAAGAUCCGCUCAGAGGCCCGGAAGAAGGCCCCUUUCCUGAGUGAUCUGGAAAAGCUUGAUGGCAGCCCUCCUUUGAGCCCUGCGGAUUCAAAGCUGUUCAGGUGUUGCAUCGGUGUGCUGCUAUAUGUUGCGCAUGACUGCAUAGACUGCCAGUAUAGCAUCAACAUGCUCGCAUCGAAGAUGAGCGCGCCCACUGAAUUGAGCAUGAAGGGUUUGCGCCACCUGGUGGCGUAUAUGAACGGCACUUGUGAUGAAGGCUUGAUGUUGUGCAAUCGCGGUGAGCGCGUUGGCCUCCUGGGCGAUCACUUUGAUCACGAUGUGUUGGUAGAGACUUUCAGUGACGCCAACUGGGCUGGAGAUCAGGUGAGCCGCAAGUCGACUUCUGCAGGAGUGAUUGCAGUGCGAGCUAAUGUGCUCACCACAAGCUCGCGCACGCAACGCGUGAUAGCUUUGUCUUCAGGAGAAUCUGAACUCCUGGCAUCAGCCUCUGUGUUGAGUGAUGCCAUGUUGGUGCGAGAGUGCGUGAAGUUUGCAUCAGGAUUGAAUGAGAGCCCGUGCAUUCAGCACCAUGUCGACAGCACAGCUGCCUUGGGCGCACUUCGGCGCCAGGGAGUCGGGAAGAUCAGACAUCUUUCUACACGUAUCCUUUGGCAGCAGCUUCUUGUGAAACAGGGCGUCAUUGCCACCAACAAGGUUUCUACGGAUUAUAAUGUAGCAGACAUUGGGACUAAAGGGUUGAGUCGCGCCCGAACGUUGUUCCUUAAGCAUUUGCUGCAUGUGUAUGAUGAAGCCGAAGGUGAAUACGUUGGUGAGGCUGAAAUGUCGGAGCAGGUUGAGAAGGAGGCGAUGAAAGAGGCUGUGAGGCGGUUCCGUCAGUCGCACCAGCGAGCCAAGGUUCCGAAAUGGCAGCUUCGACGAAUUAUGAUCGCCGCUUUGCUCUCGUUGCCUGGUGCCGACGCAGUCUCUCCGGUUGAUGAUACGAACGCCUUGAGCCCCACUUCGUGCUUUGGAAGCUUCGUUGUGCCAAUCACUGUCCUUGUGUGUGCCAUGCUCCUGCAGGGAUGCCGCAGUGAGCAGCAAUGGGUCAAUGGGUUCAGGUUGUGA
This is a messenger RNA of Symbiodinium sp. CCMP2592, 4881 nucleotides long. The record is from the annotation of a GenBank genome assembly. NCBI's taxonomy places the organism in Eukaryota, Dinophyceae, Suessiales, Symbiodiniaceae.